GCCACAAAACACACGCCCCCGGUGUCCAGCCAGGCUCGAAGGCGAUGGACAACAAGCAGGCGCAAGACCACCGCGCGGAGUGGGUCCCGGGUGUCGUCAUCGUCGGCGCAGGUCCGUCGGGGCUGGCCGCGGCCGCGUGCCUCGCGGCGCGCGACGUGCCGGCCACGGUGCUGGAGAUGUCCGACUCGCUGGCGUCCACGUGGCGGCACCGCACCUACGACCGCCUCACGCUCCACCUCCCCAAGCGCUUCUGCGAGCUGCCGCUGCUCCCGUUCCCGGAGGGGUACCCGGCGUACCCGUCCAAGGACCAGUUCGUCGCGUACAUGGAGUCCUACGCCGCCGCGGCGGGCGUCGUGCCGCGCUUCGGCGUGCGCGUCGAGGAGGCCGCGUUCGACCCGGGCGCCGGCGCGUGGACGGUGCGCCUGGCAAGUGGCGAGGCCCUGCUGGCGCGGUGGCUCGUCGUCGCAACGGGGGAGAACGCGGAGCCGCGCGUCCCGGACUUCCCGGGCAUGCAGCAGUUCGCCGGGCGCGUCAUGCACACGUGCGAGUACAAGUCCGGGGAGGCGUUCGCGGGGGAGAAGGUGCUGGUCGUAGGGUGCGGCAACUCCGGCAUGGAGGUCAGCCUGGAUUUGUGCCGGCAUGUCGCCAAGCCCUCCCUGGUGGUGCGCAACACGGUGCAUGUGCUACCAAGGGAGAUGUUGGGUCUCUCAACAUUCGGCAUCGCCAUGGCGCUGCUCAAGUGCUUUCCCGUCCGGCUCGUCGACCGGAUCCUCCUCGCGGCGGCUCGCCUGACGCUGGGCGACACGGGCCAGCUCGGGCUGAGGCGGCCCAAGACGGGGCCCAUCGAGCUGAAGAACCUCACCGGCAGGACCCCGGUCCUGGACGUUGGGACGCUAGACCACAUCAAAACCGGCAAAAUUAAGGUGGUGGGAGCAGUGAAGGAGGUAACUCGGCGCGGGGUCAGGUUCGCGGACGGCAAGGAGGAGCAGUUCGACGCAAUAAUACUCGCCACGGGGUACAGGAGCAACGUGCCGUCCUGGCUCAAGGAUGAAGAAGAUAUGUUUACAAGAGAUGGCAUACCCAGAAUUCCCUUCCCAAACGGCUGGAAAGGGAGGAACGGGCUUUACACCGUUGGAUUCUCGCAGCGGGGGCUGCUUGGCGCGUCAUCGGACGCCCUCAACGUCGCCAAAGACAUACAUUGUCAGUGGAAAGAUACGGGCAGAUCAACUAAUAACGUGCUUGAAAAUAACAGCUCUGUUUGACUCUAGUGUAAAUGUACAGUAUCGAAGUAGUUGUACUAUGUCUUUAAAAGGUAGCGUUGUGUGCAUAUGACAUGACAACGUGAUUUUUGCUUACCGGAGUGGCCAAUUUAAUAAGAGGUUUUAACAGACAAUCAAUUGACGGUGGUCAAUGUAACAAGGUCAAACACGUGGCCUCGGCGUGUAAACUGCGGAUUUCUUUUACG
Phragmites australis (common reed) is the source of this 1465-nucleotide messenger RNA. Its product is annotated as indole-3-pyruvate monooxygenase YUCCA1-like. The record is from RefSeq and is a predicted model, not a curated record. NCBI's taxonomy places the organism in Eukaryota, Viridiplantae, Streptophyta, Magnoliopsida, Poales, Poaceae. Bases 45 to 1262 code for a protein of 405 amino acids. Gene Ontology annotation, biological process: auxin biosynthetic process. Gene Ontology annotation, molecular function: flavin adenine dinucleotide binding; NADP binding; N,N-dimethylaniline monooxygenase activity. The transcript has 4 exons.